UUGUCAGAAGGUUGUUGUAAUUCUCCUGUUGAUAUCAUUCUGGCACUGGAUGCAUCAGGAAGCGUGCUUAAAGUAAACUGGGAAAAGAGUGUGGAUUUUACCCGAUCGCUGGCUGAAAAAUUACUUAAAUUAAACCCUGAAAGUCGCAUAGGGGUCAUUGAUUUUAGCCAGGUUGCCAAUGAAGCCAUUUCACCGACCAGUGAUCGCGAUGGUCUGAAUCUAAGGCUUGAAACCGUGAGAAACUCGUAUCAAAAUGGUAUUACUCGAACUGAACUGGCAUUAAAUAAAGCUCUUGAGAUGUUUAACAGGAUUAACAAACAAGGUAGAAAAAAACGGCUUCUCAUAAUCACCGAUGGUGUAACGACGCCGCUGAAUGGAAUGGUAGGACUGGAGCUGUUAAAGAUGCCAGCUGAAAGCCUUGAAUCAGCUGGCGUAACCAUCAUAGUGGUUGGAGUGGGGAAUCAGGUCAAUGAUGAGGAGUUGAAUUUGAUGGCUACCGAUCCAGAUAAAGAAAAUGUAUUCCGUAUUGAAAAUUACGAUAAUCUUCCAGAUAUAGUUGGCAUCUUAAGCCAGGCUCUCUGUCAAGUCAACACUAGCAAAGGUAAAACAACCCGUGUAAAAUAGCUCCAUGGAAUUCUACAGAACUCCAUGUAUUUCCAUGGAGUUCAUGUAUCUCGUAGCAUGCGAGCAAGCUCUCCAUUGGGGGAGUCGCAAGAAGUCAAGCGAGUGCCGCGGGUUCGCCGCUCGCUCUCGCAUUUUCUCGCGGCUCGCUUCAUUCGCUCGCCAUAAAUUGGGGGCUUGCUGGUAGGCCAUGUAUCUCGAUGGAAUUUAACGAAAUGAUCGUACGUGAAUGUCCAGGUUUGGUUUUUCUAUAAAUACAGCCUCAACUCUUUCUAAACGGAAACCUCCCUUAAACCAGAUCAAGAGAUGGCCAGUCAUUAUAUUUGGCUCUCUAUAAGGAGGACGCCUUAUUUUGUGCACACUUGCUGUGUCGUUCCCUACUAUGCGUCAUAAAGAGUGCACUCCUCUUGUUACCAGUUUCUUUAGCCAGUAUUUAUGCUGAGAAAACAGGAGACUUGGUCAGGCUUCAAUCAUCCAACUUUUGGAAAGGGUAUCCUUGUUUUGUCCAUGUUCUGGUAGAUAGGCUCUCGACCUAAGGAAAGCAGAAGAAAACUCUUACAAACUCAACCAGGCAACUUCCUCUAAUUGAUCAAAAUUUAAAAGAAGACUUUAAAUACGAGACGUCAAGGCAAGCUACUUGCGUUUUUUUGUAAAAAAUAACAAAAAAUACAAAAAUAUCAUGUAGGCAGUAAAAGAAACUGAGCCCUGGAAAUAUUUUUACUGCCCUUUCUGCAGUAAUUUGAGUUUUAUGGUAAGUUUUUCUUCAAAAUUCCAAAAUUUUGGCAACAGCAAUCCUUGUUACUGCUUUUGGGUGAUUUCAAUAACUAGGGACAGUAGUGUUUAAACUCGAAUAUUUCUUACCCGGUCGAUAAUGUUCAUAAAAGUUUAAAUAAGCGAACGAGUAAAUGAUUAAGCUGCCUAUGUAUUUCUUUUUUAGAGGUCCCAAUUGCACCACCUUCUUCUUCCUCUCCUUCUCCUCCAAGUCUGGAUCUUUCAUUUGAUUCAAGUGGUAAUAAACUUAUUAUACGUACAUGUGUUAGUGACUUUCUAGCAGUGCAGGAGCUGUGUAAGUUUUAAAUGUUUUGUAACCUAAACUGAAGUUGACUUUACGACCAUGAAAUUUGCAUGAUUAACAUUUUUAAAGACAUGUAUUUCUGUCAGUAAGUCUUUCUAAGCCAGCGAGGCUCGAUAGGAUCCCCACCGUUUUCGUUCUCGUUUUCGUCUUGUUCUCCCUGUAAGGCAACCCUUGCCAAAUUAGACGAAGGGUAGAGACGAGACGAAGUGUGAUCCCCAAGUCUUCCAGAUAGGAAGUAGCGCAAACUGGGUAGAUUGCACAGAAGCCGGAAUGCUAGCAAUGAUGAUGGCGAUAUCAAGCUAACCCGAUGUACUUAUUUUACUUAAGUUGAUGUUAGGGUGUUUAUUUUAUUUCCAAUCUUUACUUAUCUCUACUUUUCUCUCUUAGUUACAACCUGUUCCGCAGUCUAUACAAAGGUAGGAUGCUUUAGGGAUGAUAUGUCAAACCCAAGACCACUCCCAGAACUACUGUUUACAGAUCGAGACCCAUCAGUAAAGAAGUACUCUAAUAUUCCUGUUGAUUGGCAAAAUUGGGACUCUUAUCUGAAGGACCUUGUAUGUCGCUGUGCAAAGGAAGCAAAAGUUCUCAAUUAUCAAUUCUUUAGUAUCCAGUUCUAUGGUAAGUUAAAUCUAGAAGCAAUUUCUAAAGGAAUUUCCUAUGGUAAAACGGAUCAGUUUAGUUAUUUGGGCAACAGAGCUCGAUACAAGUUCAUCAAUCUCGAUGUGUCAACCGGUCUCGAUGAACAAUCGACCCCGGGAAACCGUACUUGAUGUGUCGAUACCGAGCUCGCGAGCUUGCCAAGCACCGACAUAACUAAUAUCAUCCAAAUAUUUUCCAUAACAAUCAAAUUAAGUUGCUCGCCAGAACGCGCCGUUGCAAUUACCUAGUAAACUUUUUUUUAGACAGGAACCAAUGAGGGGAUCUACUUACAAACUGUUAACUGACAGUGGUCCCGUGAGAAUGCCCGUCCAACAUAAAAUACAGUUCAGGGUUACGAUCAAUCUAAUGUAAUGUUCCUUCGUUUCGUUACCGAAUAUUUCAAGAUGUUACGUUGCAAAUGUAGUAGCCAGGCCCUUUGGCUCAAGCAAACUAAAUGGACGUUGUAUCAUUCAAUAAACAUUUAACAACCUUUAGCAAUUCAAACCGUGUAGGUGAGUGUUGGUCCGGACCGAACACUGGAGACACGUACAACAGAGCUGGUCUAGCGGAUACGUGCAUUACACGUGACCUUAAGCAGCGGUGUGAUCCUUCUGAUCCUGAAGAAUGUGCUGGUGAAAAAGAAACAAACUUUGUUUAUAGUGUUGAAUUACAAGGUAAGCAUAGUGCCUAAUAAGGCAAGGCUCAAGACUAGUUCUUAACAAUUACAAAAUGAGGCUGAGUAUGAUGUGAAGAAUUAUGCUGAUCGACUGUUGCGAGGAGUAUAACAUCCGCAGAGGGCAGACGUGAAUAAGAGCCUCUGAGAUCCGCGUAAUUCUUCAUAUCAUACGAAAGAUGAAUUAAUUCAAUUAUUGUUUUAUUAUUCAUGCAAAAUAUUUUUAAGUAACAAUCUUAUCUCCUAUUGCCUGGUUCUCGGUGCUUUUUCGCUAAGGAUGUAAACAGAUGUUUUUUUGCAGGUAGAAAAAGCAGAUUACAUUUAUCAAGCAAUAUCUUGUAUUUCGUUCGUUCAGUUUCUGUCAGACCUUUACCUUUUUCGACUUCGUGUAGGUGUAAACUAUUUCACGUUUUUAAAAUUCAUUCACGCGUAAACAGCUGGUGUAAGAGGCUGCCGUGCCGCUGUUUAGAAACGAGGAUGCGUAUCGUUUGUAUAUUUCCUAGAAUGAUAAGCGCCGGCUGGUUACAAUUAAUUAGCCGCGGGAUUGAAGCCACAUCGAAAACGCGAAACAUUUUGAAUGAAUAAUACAUCGAAAAUAUAUCAUAAGGUAUAUAAACCUGCUUAGUAGAUAGAACAGAAAAACAAGACUGUACACACUGUAGAACUGCAAUGAAUAGAGAGACAUUUAAAGAGAAACUUGAAAAUUUUCGAGGGAAAAAUGGAAUGGUGAAUGUUGGGUUACCUUGUUGCCUACGUUGACGCAGGCAAGUUACCUUGAGGUGUUUCAGCAUGUCAUUUGAAUCCAUAUUUUACCAAAUAUUUUCGCUCUUUAUUCGGUUAUUGAGGUUAAACGGACGCGACAAUGAAAGGAAAGCAUGUAACAUAGCCACAAGCUAAUAUAGAGUUUAAAGCUUUACCUGCAUCGUACUAACUGCUGUUUGUAAUAACCUAACGUUAAUUCUCUCAAACUUCUUGUCCAUUUACCCCUAUGCCGGUGAUGGCGAUGAUAAGCUGAUUGCAGGAUUAAAACAAUUGUAACAUUCCCAGGUGGAGAGAACAGGACAGAAUUGCAUCAGGGAUAUCGAACUAAUAGGCUUUAUUAUGUGUUUGGUUUCUUAGUCGCUGAGCCCGCUUGUAAAGUGACUUUUCACAAACUUGGAUGCUACAAAGACAACGAGGUGCUUCCCCGUCCGUUACCGAAAUUGAUGUUUACCGACCGUGAUCACAAAUCUUUACUUUAUAGCAACAUAAGAAUUGAUUGGGGCAAGUGGGAUUCUUAUAUCUCAGACUUGGUUUGUAGAUGCGCAGAGAAAGCAGCCGAGAACAACUAUCGCUUUUUUGGUUUGCAGUUUUUUGGUAAGUUUGUUUGAUAUGAAGUAGCAGUACUGUUUCUGACCAAGCCAUGCACCAUUAGACCACGCCAAAUGAUCGAGCUUUAGUACGAAGGAAACAAUCGCCGGAUAUGCAUUGCAAUGCUAUUUUACUGGACAGGAGCCUCAAGCUCCUGUACUGGAUUAGUAACCAGAAAGACAUAGGUUCGACUUCUUUUAGGAGUAAUAUGAUUUUUUCAUCUGACUAACUUGUGUUACUUCUAGUGUGUUCACAUUUCUCUCAAUUCUCUCUAUCUUUAUAAGCUAUAGACACACUCGAGUUUAACCCACGAAGCCGCACUGAGUACUGUUUUUAAGUAACACGAAAAAAAAUAAUUCAACACACUGUUUUGAAUUAUUUUUUGAUUUCUGCAACAACCCUGUUUUAAUGAUAACUGUUUACUCAUGAAAUAUUGUUACUUCGUUAAAGAUGCCAAUACUAAUAUUUUAGAGUUACCGUGUGGCACGAAGUGUUUGCGGGUUCUAAUUUUUGCUAUUUUUCCAGCGAUCCGCAAAAUAAAGUUCUCGCAAAUAGCAAUUACCGCAAGCAUUUUUUUUUUCGCAAAAAUUACUCCAGAGUAAAUAUUCUCUAACUAAAAUUCGCUACAUAAAAAUACAGUACUAAGAAAUCGUGUCUGUUCAAUCACAACUUGCCUCUUUCAUUCAACAUCAAACGGUAUACAAUGAAUUACUGGUUUUACACAGGGUACGCAUACCGUAGUAUUUUUUUUUUCUUUUGCACGUGGGUACUGGGUACUUUCUGAAAAUCGCAAAUUAAUCUCCAGCAAGGAAAACCAAUUUUUCUUAAUCGCAAAAAUUACUUCCCACAAAAUACAAAAAAUCGCCAAUCCGCAAAAAUGAAUUCCCGCAAAAAUUUCGUGCCACACGGUAUCAAGAAUUGCGUCCUGUUGCAAAACCGUUCUUCGCUAAAUCAAUUCUAAAUCCUUUAUUAGGCGAAUGCUGGUCAGGUCCAGAUGAUGAAAUCCAAUACAACAAAAUUGGGCGUGACGAUAACAAAUGUUUGACCAGAAACUAUCAGACAUGUGCGGCCAAUCCUAAUGCAAACAACUUGGAAUGUAUUGGUACACAAAAGGCCAAUUACGUAUACGGCAUUGCAAAAACUCAAGGUAAAUUUGAUAUCUCGUGAAUUAUCAAAUGUAUAUCCGAAAGCAGACUGUUUUUACUCCAGUCGGCUGAUUCCUCUUAGUAGCUUGAAUCUUUUUCGCGUAUCAGGCGAGCUGAGCAAGGUUUACUUGCUGGAAUGUCAAGGAUAUACGAUCUAGAGCUAUCUAGGUCUGGACAAAAAUCCCAAGCCCACCUACAAUCAUGCUCAAAAUCACUGGGAAGGAUUCAGCUUUUUAUCUGUCCUUUGCUUCUUUCCCCAGCCUCCUUGCCCAACAAACCUAGGGUGUUUGAACGCUUGAUUUUUCUAUCAUAUCCCAACAUUAACUAGACUGAAGGAAUCCGGAAGGGGAGAACUAUUUAGCGAAGGGGAAAAGGACUUCCUUGGCUAUUAUCAUAAACGCCAUGAAAGGGGCAAUUAUGCUAUUUAGUUGUAAAACCUUCCCAAAUACUUUAUACCGUGAUUGUAACUUGAAUAACAAAAAUGGGCGGGGAGGCAUAAACGUCAAAUUUAUAAUCUAGUAAUUCAUUAUCGUAUAAAGCGCUCAGUGAUGGUUGUUUUACAGAUCCAAGUUGUUCAGUGCCCUUUAAGUUUAUUGGCUGCUACAAAGAUCGCAUAAAAAAGGGUGUACCCAGACAGCUUCCAGUACUGCUUUUUACAGACCGUGACAAGUCAAGCAAAAUAUAUAGCGGUAAACCAAUUGACUGGGGCAACUGGGACACCUUUAUUGAAGACUUAGUUUGUCGCUGCGCAAAAGAAGCUAAGGAAAAGCGAUAUUCGCAUUUUGGUAUUCAAUAUUACGGUAGGCGUGUUUGUUAUAAUACAGUAUAUGUAAAAAUACAAUGCUGCACUGUCGUUUAACUCUCAGACUCGGGUCAAACAUUGAACUUCACUUGUGUCGAAACCAAUGCCAGCACCUGUGAGGUUUGACGCUCGACCCAAAUUAACCUAUGGGUGACGCAGUUCUCUCUAGUUCAAAAAGAAAACAAGCCGCUUCCUUUUGAAUGAGCCAAAGCGAAAAAUUUUUAACAGACUCACGCGACUGCUUGAACGGUUCUUGUGUGGGACUCAAACCCAUGGGAAGAAAAUGUUUUGUUAUCAUUCAGGCGCUGUGCGUCACGAGAUUCGACCAAUCACAAUGCGCUUGGAAAGAGCCGUUUUCCGAGGUAUAUGUGGUGAAAUUUUCGCUUUAUUCCAAGCUUGUGUAGGUAAUUUCGACACCAUACCGCCGUGGAAAUUUGUUGGAACACUUUAUCUUGAUAGCAGCUGCGUUACUUUUAUAUAUUUUGCUUUCUUGAACGUUUGUGACAAGUUUGAAUUGCUCGGUCAUGUGCAAGCCGCCAUGAUGAUUUGAUUGUAAUUUUUGCCUUUCUUCUUGGAUUCAUUCCUGGUUACUGGUAGCGGUUUUAUCGGAUUAUUGCGGUCAACUUGUUUCUUCAACCUUUCUUCUUUGCAAAUUUCGGGGUCUACUCGGGUCUACCCCUGAUAGGUCUACCCGUUAUGAGGCGUUGAAAGUGUCUUGGAAUGAAGAGAUUGUCUCAGCGAAGUAGCACAACUUUCGGGAAACGGGCUGAGAAACUUUUAAGCGAAAGCCGACGUGAAGUGGGUAACGCAAAAUCUACGAAGAGUAAAUAAGUUUGAAUGUUGUGAUAACCUUUAGACGCAAAACAUUUAGCACAACUGCCGGGAAACGGGCUGAGAAACUGACUUAAGCGAAAGCCGACGUGAAGUGGGUAACGCAAAAUCUACGAAGAGUAAAUAAGUUUGAAUGUUGUGAUAACCUUUAGAAGCAAAACAUUUUUCAUAAUCCAAUGCGGAAACUGAAAGCUUGUCUUUGAAAUAAUUUGCAUGCAGUGUGUUCUAUUUGUAUGCAAAUCUUCAGGUAAACUUACGCGAGGGAAUAAAUCUCUACCAAAACACAAAACCAUUAUCGAAGAUCCAGACGACAUCAUACAGGAUUUUAAAACUGUGAGGUUAGGUUUAUAACAAAAUCGAUACAAUGCACUCACGUCAAUGAGUAAUGGGUUCAUAAUAACCGUCACGAAUAUAGGGACAUUCCAUGACCACUUUGCCCACUAUGAGAAAGUUAAUGUUUGGUGUAGUUGGUGUAGUUAGUGUAGUUGGUGUAGUACAUGUAGUUGAUGCAGUAUGUGUAGUUGGUGUAAUUUGCGUAGUUGGUGUAGUUAGUGUAGUUGGUGUAGUAUGUGUAGUUGGUGUAGUAUGUGUAGUUGGUGUAGUAUAUGUAGUUGGUGUAGUAUGUGUAGUUUGCGUAGUUGGUGUAGUUAGUGUAGUUGAUGUAGUUACAGUAGUUGGUGUAGUAUGUGUAGUUGGUGUGGUUAGUGUAGUUGGUAUAGUAUAUGUAGUUGGUGUAGUAUGUGUAGUUAGUAUACUAUAUGUAGUUAGUGCAUAGUAUGUGUAGUUGGUGUAGUAUAUGUAGUUGAAGUAGUUUGUGCAGCUGGUGUAGUAUAUGUAGUUGGUGUAGUAUGUGUAGUUAAGGUAGUUACUGUUGUUGUUGUAGUAUAUGUAGUUGGUGUAGUUGCUGUAGUAGAUGUAGUUGGUGUAGUUAGUGUAGUUGGUGUAGUAUAUGUCGUUGGUGUAGUAUAUGUAGUUGGUGUAGUAUGUGUAGUUGGUGUAGUAUGUGUAGUUGGUGUAGUAUGUGUAGUUGGUGUAGUAGAUGUAGUUGGUGUAGUUGGUGUAGUUGUUGUAGUUAGUGUAGUUUGGUGUAGUUUUGUGUAGUUGUUGUGGUUUGGUGUAGUUGGUGUAGUUUGGUGAAGUUGGUGUAGUUUUGUGUAGUUUUGUGUAGUUGGUGUAGUUAGGUGUAGUUUGGUAUAGUUUGGUGUAGUAGGUGUAGUUUGGUGUAGUGUGUGUAGUUGGUUUAGUUUGAUGUAGGUGGUGUAGUUUGGUGUAGUUUUGUGUAACAACUACACUAACUACGCCAACUACACAAACCACACCAACUACACAUACUACACCAACUGCAUAUACUACACCAACUACAUAUACUACACCAACUACAGUAACUAGACGAACUGCACUAACUACACCAACUACACAUACUACACCAACUACACUAACUACACCAACUACACAAACUACACCAACUACACAUACUACACCAACUACAUAUACUACACCAACUACAUAUACUACACCAACUACAUAUACUACACCAACUACACAUGCUACACCAACUACACUAACUACACAAACUACACCAACUACUUAUACUACACCAACUACACAUACUACCCCAACUUCACAUACUACACCAACUACACAUACUACACCAACUAAACAUACUACAUUAACUACAUAUACUACACCAACUACAUAUACUACAGCAACUACACAUACUACACCAACUACAUAUACCACACCAACUACACUAACUACAUCAACCACACAUACUACACCAACUACGGUAACUACACCAACUACACCAACUACACAUACUUCACUAACUACAUAUACUACACCAACUGCACAAACUACACCAACUACACAAACUACACCAACUACAUAUACUACACCAACUACACUAACUACACCAACUACAUAUACUACACCAAUGACACUAACUUCACCAACUACACAUACUACACCAACUGCAUAUACUACACAAACUCUAUUAACUACACAUACUACACCAACUACACCAAGUACACCAACUACACAUACUACACCAACUACAUAUACUACACAAACUAUAUUAACUACACAUACUACACCAACUACACCAAGUACACCAACUACACAUACUACACCAACUACAGCAACUACAUAUACUACACCAACUACACAUACUACACCAACUACAUAUACUACACCAACUACAUAUACUACACCAACUACACUAACUACACCAACUACACAUACUACACCAACUACACUAACUACACCAACUACAUAUACUACCCCAACUACAUAUACUACACCAACUACACAUACUAGACCAACUACACAUACUACACAAACUACACCAACUACACAUACUACAUCAACUACAUAUACUACACCAACUACACUAACGACACCAACUACACCAAACAUUAACUUUCUCAUAGUGGGCAAAGUGGUCAUGGAAUGUCCCUAUAUUCGUGACGGUUAUCAUAUCGUACAAACAAGAGUCGUGGAUUGUUUCUGCGGCCGUAGCUUCGGUGAAACUCCUAUUGUGCUGUAGCUGUGCGGGCGCUACUUUUGGUCUGUUUUUCCCUUGCCUAUAGAAGUUUCAUUUACUCAUAAGGAUUGCAAACAGUCACUGUUUGCAAAAUGAUAUAAAAUUGUCGAUGAAAAUAAAAUUGUUAUGAGAGACGAUGCACGAUUUCUCUAGCUGUAUCUCAACUUGCUCUUUGUUCGCCGCUCCCCCUUCUUACCGGGUUAAUAAAACGUUACUAUUAAAUGGACGAAUUUUUAUUUAAGCAAAUCCACGUAUGAACUACAGAUAUCUUUCACUCUGAGUUAAAUAUAUACAUAUAAGCACAGCACUAUCUUCUGAGAAGCAGGAAAUCGCCGCCUAAAAUCGCACCUUUGUCCGUCUCCGAAUCGCGAUAAACUUAUUGAAAUUACCUUAUGAAGCCAAUAGUAAGCAUCCGAGGCCACUAUGAGAUCUUGAGAGUUCUCUAAAUCGCUCUCUCCUGUAGUGUUUUUCAGAAAAGGAAGCAGUGUUUUGAUCCCAGGUUUUGAUUCAUCUCUCUCACGAGAUGCGAACUCGACCGUGUCACGAUUGAAAUGAGGCACAUAAACAGUUUUACCCAUAAACCUUUGUGGGUCGUGACGCUCACCGCCUGUUUAUCACUGGUUUCAAGAAACAACAUGACCCUUGCCCUAACCCUAACCCUAACUCUAACAACAAGACACUAGAGGCUUUAAUAACAUGACCAGAACUUCUCCUUGUUUCCGUGCUAUGUAUCCACAUCACCUCUAACUCCUUUGCAUGUAACCAGCAUAUCUUAGGUACCCAUUUGUACCUGUGGAUGUAACACAAAACAAAGUUAUUUUCUAAGGAAACAACGUAAUGACACGAACUGAGCUGCUACGCAACCAAACCAUCAUAUGUUAAAUUUAGUUGUUGAUAUUUUCGUCUUUUUUUGUAGGAGAAUGUUGGUCAGGACCCGAAGCAGGCGAGGCUCUUGCCGGCCAGGAGUCUCCAAACAAGUGCGUUACGAAGGAUUUUGAAAAGUGUGAACCAAAUGACACUUGUGUCGGAAAACAGAAUGCCAAUGCUAUAUACUCAGUUUAA
Molecule: messenger RNA, 10740 nt
Organism: Porites evermanni
Lineage: Eukaryota; Metazoa; Cnidaria; Anthozoa; Scleractinia; Poritidae
Source: the annotation of a GenBank genome assembly